Messenger RNA from Fonticula alba, 915 nucleotides. RefSeq lists its product as hypothetical. Lineage: Eukaryota; Rotosphaerida; Fonticulaceae. The record is from RefSeq and is a predicted model, not a curated record. The transcript is spliced from 3 exons. The coding region runs from base 119 to 730 and encodes 203 amino acids. Gene Ontology annotation, molecular function: tRNA binding.
GGCCGCACGAGCCCGGCGGCCAGGCGCCGGGGUGAGGCCCAUCCCCCUCGCCCUUCCUCCCCCUCCCAGCCCCGCCCACUCGCGCCCUGCCUCCUCGCCCACGCAUCGCCGGCCUGCAAUGAUUCGCGCUAUCAGCUCCGUCCGCCUGUAUGCACAGCAUGGCGUCCCACGCUUCGGGCCUCUUGCCGUGCGUAUGCUCAGCUCGGCUCCGGGUGAGGGUGCCGCCGCUGCCGCCGCCGCCGCCGUCGCACCUCCCACUGCCCCGGCCGCCGAUGCUGCCGCGCCCGUUGCCGAUGUCGCUGCUCCAGCUGCCGCCGCCCCGGCGGUCGAUGCUGCUGCCCCGGCCGCCCCGGCCGCCCCGGCCGCCCCGGCCCCCAUCGGCAUCGAGGAUUUCGCCAAGGUGCAACUCCUAUCAGCUCGGGUGCUGCAGGCCGAGCCGCACCCGAAUGCCGAUCGCCUCUACGUUCUGACCUUGGAUGACGGGUCCGGCACCCCGCGCACCGUGUGCUCCGGCCUGCGCGAGUCCCACACCGCCGAGGAGCUCGUGGGCAAGAGCGUUGUCCUGGUGGCCAACCUCAAGCCCCGCAAGAUGCGCGGCAUCCAGUCCCACGGCAUGGUGGUCGCUGGGGCCUUCAGCCAGCCCGCAGCUGACGGUGUGGACGCCGCCCCGGUCAGUCGAGUGGUUCUUCUUGACAGUGCUGGCCUCCCUCCCGGCACGCCGCUCUUCUAGACCGAGCUAGAUUCGACUCCCGUAGAAAAUGGCCGCCGGAGCGGCCCCUGAAGGAGGUGAGUCGACGCUCCCAAAUAAAUCACCCACACCCCCCAAAGGCCGCCGCCAUCACGAAGGGCCCCUGUUCCCCGUGCUGUCGCCUCUGGCUUCGUUUCCCUCCUUUUCCCACCUUUUCUCCCCCCCCC